This is a messenger RNA of Mugil cephalus (flathead mullet), 2030 nucleotides long. RefSeq names its product G-protein coupled receptor 26-like. Gene Ontology annotation, biological process: adenylate cyclase-activating G protein-coupled receptor signaling pathway. Gene Ontology annotation, molecular function: G protein-coupled receptor activity. NCBI's taxonomy places the organism in Eukaryota, Metazoa, Chordata, Actinopteri, Mugiliformes, Mugilidae. Gene Ontology annotation, cellular component: membrane. The transcript is spliced from 3 exons. The record is from RefSeq and is a predicted model, not a curated record. The coding region runs from base 874 to 1893 and encodes 339 amino acids.
UGGUUUUUAAAAAGAAUGAGAUCAGAAUCUGACACUGAAACAUGUUCGGUUUUAGAAGCAGAAAAAAAAGGUUUGAAUAAAUGAGCCAAAGUUGAUCAUUUUGAGAUUUUUUUAAAUGAUUUAUGGUUCUUAACAGAAUAACUGUGCGCGCCCUUUUGUGCCUAAAUGUUUUGAUUGUAUUUAUUAUUCUGACUGCUUCAAAGUCUCACUUGGAAAUAAAACUAAAUGGGGGUUUACAUAAGAGAAAAAAAACAUGUACAGGAUACAAAUAAGUGUGAUGAACGGCUAAAAAUAGUGCUCAGACGAUGGACCCGCGUCCAGAUGUGUCAGUUCGUGUUAAAUCAAUUCCACAACCCAUCAACAAAGAUAAGUUGGAACACUGCGCAAGGAGCGGGCAUCUUCGCCGCGAUCUUCUUUUUCUUUUUCUUUUUUUAAUGGAAAAAAGAAAACACAGUUCGGACUAAUGUUCUUUGUCUUUUCCUGUUACUCAGAGGAGACGAGGGAGAGAUCAAGUAGCCCACACACUGUGCGGUGUGUGCGGAGGGGUGAUGCCUUGAGAGCGCAUCACAGGACGACAAAAACCCCACUGCAAGACGCAGUGUGCCAGAACAGAGCAGCCUUGGCACAAGGAGCUCGAUUCCUGACACUCCGCGAUUUCCUCCUGAUCAUCCCGGAAUCCUCCCCGAACAUCUUCGCCAAAGACACAAUGUAGUGGAGAGGAAAACGAGGGGAUCUCCACCGGGGGGGGGAGCGAUCUGGGGGAUGCACAGACACGGUUAUGGGUGAUUAAUGCGUCUUUUUCGCAGCAGCCGCACAACAAGACUGGAUAUGCGCACAAAAAGUGGGGGGAAGUGAGUUUUGGGGGCCCACAGGAUGGACACUGCGGAGGUAAUUCUCUCCCUGUUGGUGGUUGUGAUUAUCAUAGUGUCGUUGCUGUCCAACGUCCUGGUGCUGAUCUGCUUUCUGUACAACCCGGAGAUCCGCAAGCAGGUCCCCGGUCUGUUCAACCUCAACCUCACCUUCUGCAACUUGUUGCUGACCGUGUCCAACAUGCCGCUCACUUUGGUGGGACUCGUCAGCAAGGCGCAGCCGGGGGGGGACGGCUUCUGCCAGAUCGUGGGCUUCCUGGAGACCUUCCUGUCCACCAACUCGAUGCUGAGCAUGGCAGCGCUGAGCAUCGACAGGUGGAUCGCGGUGGUGUUCCCCCUGAGGUACCACUCCAAAAUGCGCCACAAGGACGCGGCGUUCGUGCUCGGGUACACGUGGGCGCACUCCGUGUCCUUCUCCACGGUGGCCACCUGCCUCUCCUGGGUGGGAUACCACCGGCUUUACGCGUCCUGCACCCUGUCCAACCCGCGGGCGAGCAGCCGGACCCAGUUUGUUAUCUUCACCGUCUUUUUCCACUCCUUCACCUUCCUCCUGUCUUUUAUAGUGUUGUGUGUCACAUACCUCAAAGUCCUUAAAGUGGCGCGGUUUCACUGUAAGAGGAUCGACGUUAUUACAAUGCAAACUUUGGUGCUGCUGGUGGAUAUACACCCCAGCGUUCGCCAGCGUUGUCUGGAGGAGCAGAAGAGGCGGCGGCAGAGAGCAACGAGGAAGAUCAGCACCUUCAUCGGCACCUUCAUGCUCUGCUUUGCUCCCUACGUGAUCACGAGGAUCGUGGAGUUAUUUCCAGCGGUGCCUAUCAACCCUCACUGGGGAAUUGUCUCCAAGUGCUUAGCUUACAGCAAGGCGGCGUGCGACCCCUUCGUGUACUCCCUGCUCCGGCACCAGUACAAGAAGACGUGCACCGACAUCGUCAACAGGCUGCUGAAGCGCAGCUCCUUGAACGCGUCCGGGCGGAGGCUCGAGAACAGCGCCCCGGCGGCGGCGGCGGCGGCGGCGGCGGAGUGACGGUCGACGCGGCCCGGACGGUCAAACCUGGAGACUGUCGGGGGAAAACGGGAACUUGAUUUAUUGUCGACGGAGAACGGGAGAACGGAAUACUGGUCAUUCCUGUCCACGUCUGCUUGAAUUUUGGUCUGACAUAC